Molecule: messenger RNA, 602 nt
Organism: Sapajus apella (tufted capuchin)
Lineage: Eukaryota; Metazoa; Chordata; Mammalia; Primates; Cebidae
Product: sialic acid-binding Ig-like lectin 14
Exons: 2
Coding region: 113-553 (146 amino acids)
Biological process (GO): cell adhesion
Cellular component (GO): plasma membrane
Molecular function (GO): sialic acid binding
Source: RefSeq, a predicted model, not a curated record
ACUCACCCACUGGCUUCCUGUCCGGGCUUCCUCAGCCCCAUGCCACAUUUGGGGCGUUUCCUUCCCUGACAGAGGGGCCUGGGACCCAGCUGGGGCCCUGGUGGAGGCAGACAUGCUGCCCCUGCUGCUGCUGGCCCUGCUGUGGGGGGGGUCCCUGCAGCAGAAGGCAAGGUUUGAGCUGCGAGUGCAGAAGUCGGUGACGGUGCAGGAGGGGCUGUGCGUCCUGGUGAACUGCUCCUUCUCUUACCCGACGGGCUCCUGGCAUUACUAUUACUAUGAUCCACUCUACGUCUACUGGUUCCAGGAUGGGGAGGACGUAAACCAAGGUGAGCCUGUGGCCACAAACAACCCAGACAGAACUACGAAGCAAGAGACCCGGGGCCGAUUCCACCUCCUUGGGGACGUCCAGAAGAAUGUCUGCUCCCUGAAAAUAGAAGAUGCCAGAAUGGAGGACACGGGACGCUAUUUCUUCCGCAUGGAGAGAAGAAAUUUAAAAUAUAACUACAAAGAGAAUAAGCUGAACUUGGAGGUGACAGGUAUGGAGGGACCCUAGAAGAGGACCCUGGGGCGUGGAGACCCCGAAUGAGAACAGGGACGGGACU